GUAGCCGAGAGACUGCUUUCACCUAUGCUGUCAGUGCUGCCGGGGUGGUGAAUGCGAUCAGCCGGGCUUGCCGUGAAGGAGAGCUCUCCAGCUGUGGCUGCAGCCGGACGGCCCGACCGAAGGACUUGCCCCGAGACUGGCUGUGGGGUGGCUGCGGGGAUAACGUGGAGUAUGGAUACCGUUUUGCCAAGGAGUUUGUGGAUGCCAAGGAAAGGGAGAAGAACUACGUGAGAGGUUCAGAGGAGCAGGCUCGCAUGCUGAUGAACUUGCAGAACAAUGAGGCUGGUCGCAGGGCCGUGUACAAGCUGGCGGACGUGGCCUGCAAGUGCCACGGUGUGUCAGGCUCCUGCAGCCUCAAGACCUGCUGGCUGCAGCUGGCUGACUUCCGCAAGGUGGGUGACCUGCUGAAGGAGAAGUAUGACAGCGCCGCUGCCAUCCGCAAGGGCAAGCUGGAGCUGGUGAACAACCGUUUCAACAUGCCAACGCAAGAGGACCUGGUCUACGUCGACCCCAGCCCGGACUAUUGCCUGCGCAAUGAGACCACUGGCUCGCUGGGCACUCAGGGCCGACUGUGCAACAAGACCUCAGAGGGUAUGGAUGGGUGCGAGCUGAUGUGCUGCGGACGGGGUUAUGACCAGUUCAAGAGUGUCCAGGUGGAGCGUUGUCACUGCAAGUUCCAUUGGUGCUGUUAUGUCAAGUGUAAAAAGUGCACAGAGAUCGUCGACCAGUACGUCUGUAAAUGAAAAGAGCCACCAAAGCAACAAAUCUAUAUUAUAUAAAUCUAUA
Molecule: messenger RNA, 786 nt
Organism: Pterocles gutturalis (yellow-throated sandgrouse)
Lineage: Eukaryota; Metazoa; Chordata; Aves; Pterocliformes; Pteroclidae
Product: protein Wnt-5b-like
Biological process (GO): canonical Wnt signaling pathway; multicellular organism development; cell fate commitment
Cellular component (GO): extracellular region
Molecular function (GO): frizzled binding; cytokine activity
Source: RefSeq, a predicted model, not a curated record